AUGUCCGUAGUAAUUGCAUGUGUCAAAGCUGAGGCUUUGUGUAACUGGGACCGGGAGACUUACAAUUUUAAUUUAGACGGAGAUAACUGUGUGGAGCUUUGCAGCCGGCUGGACCGGCAGUUCAAAGAGAAGGUGUUCCUGCGCCAACAAGGGAGCUACAUCCUGACAGUGGAGGCUGGCAAGCAGCUCCUGCUCUCUGCUGACAGUGGCGCCGAGGCGGCCUUGCAGGCUGAGCUCACAGACAUCCAAGAGAAGUGGAAGUCGGCCAGCACGCAUCUGGAGGAGCAGAAGAAAAAGCUGGCAUUUCUGUUGAAAGUAAGUCCAGUUAGGGUCCCCUCACAGGAGCUGUGCUGUUUCCUCCCACUGUUUCUCGGAGAAGCACAGUGUGACAGAUCCCCGAGCACCGCCCUCCAGUGCGUCUCCUCUGUUACUGAAGACUCUGUCCUAUCUUGCACGAACUGGAAAAGUUUCCCAGUUUUCAGCACUUCCUCUUUCAGGAAAACCCCCAGACUAUAUUUUAGCCACUACUUGUACUUCAAUGUGCAGCAUGAUCAACGCCUUUCACCAUCUCACCAAUUCUCUGCCCGCAGGGUGAAGAAGCUCAAGGAGACCCUGGUGGCUGUGCAGCAGCUGGAUAAGAACAUGGGCAGUCUGAGGAUUUGGCUGGCCCACAUGGAGUCAGAGCUGGCCAAGCCCAUAGUCUACGAUUCUUGUAACUCUGAAGAAAUACAGAAGAAACUGAGUGAGCAGCAGGAGCUGCAGAGAGACAUUGAGAAACACAGCACAGGCGUCGCCUCUGUCCUCAACUUGUGUGAGGUCCUGCUGCAUGACUGUGACGCCUGCGCCACCGACGCGGAGUGUGACUCCAUCCAGCAGGCCACACGAAACCUGGACCGGCGGUGGAGGAACAUCUGUGCCAUGUCCAUGGAGAGGAGACUCAAAAUUGAAGAGACAUGGCGACUGUGGCAGAAGUUUCUGGAUGACUAUUCUCGUUUUGAAGACUGGCUGGAGAUUUCAGAAAGGACGGCUGCAUUCCCCAGUUCUUCUGGGGUGCUCUAUACAGUUGCCAAGGAGGAGCUGAAGAAGUUUGAGGCUUUCCAGCGGCAGGUCCACGAGAGCCUGACCCAGCUAGAGCUCAUCAACAAACAGUACCGGCGCCUGGCCAGAGAGAACCGCACAGACUCCGCCUGCAGCCUCAGGCAGAUGGCCCAUGGGGGCAACCAGAGAUGGGACGACUUACAGAAGCGGGUCACCUCCAUCUUGCGCAGGCUCAAGCAUUUCAUUAGCCAGCGUGAGGAGUUUGAGACAGCACGGGACAGCAUUCUGGUCUGGCUCACGGAGAUGGAUUUGCAGCUCACCAAUAUCGAACAUUUUUCUGAAUGCGAUGUUCAAGCUAAAAUAAAGCAACUCAAGGCUUUCCAACAGGAGAUCUCACUGAACCACAGUAAGAUCGAGCAGAUCAUUGCCCAGGGAGAGCAGCUGAUAGAGAAGAGCGAGCCACUGGAUGCUGCUGUCAUCGAGGAGGAGCUGGAUGAACUCCGACGCUACUGCCAGGAGGUCUUCGGACGUGUGGAAAGAUACCACAAGAAACUGAUCCGCCUGCCUCUACCAGAUGACCAUGACCUCUCGGACCGAGAGCUAGAUCUCGAAGACUCCAUGGCUCCUUCAGACCUACACUGGCAGGACCCCUCUGAAGAUGGCAUGCCCUCCCCACAGCCUUCUUCCAACCCCUCCCUCUCCCUUCCUCAGCCCCUCCGGAGUGAGCGGUCAGGGAGAGAUACCCCAGCCAGCGUGGACUCCAUCCCUCUGGAAUGGGACCACGAUUAUGACCUGAGUCGAGACCUGGAGUCAGCAUCUCGAACUCUGCCUUCAGAAGAUGAAGAAGGCGAGGAGGACAAGGAGUUCUACCUCAGGGGAGCUGUUGGAUUGUCAGGGGAUCCCACCUCACUGGAGUCACAGAUGAGGCAACUGGACAAAGCUCUGGAUGACAGCCGCUUCCAGAUACAGCAAACUGCAAAUAUCCUCAGAGGCAAAACUCCCACAGGGCCAGACCUGGGCACCAGCUACAAGGGCUACAUGAAACUACUCGGUGAAUGCAGCGGCAGCAUAGAUUCUGUGAGGAGACUGGAGCACAAGCUGGCAGAGGAAGAGAGCUUUCCCGGCUUCACUAACCCCACCAGCACAGAGACUCAGCCAGCUGGUGUGAUUGACCGCUGGGAGCUCCUGCAGGCCCAGGCAAUGAGCAAGGAGUUGAAGAUGAAGCAGAACCUUCAGAAGUGGCAGCAGUUUAAUUCAGACCUCAACAACAUCUGCGCCUGGCUAGGAGAGACCGAGGAGGAACUGGACAGGCUCCAGCAUCUGGCGCUCAGCACCGACAUCCACACCAUCAAGUCUCACAUCAAAAAGCUCAAGGAGCUCCAGAAAGCCUUGGACCACCGCAAAGCCAUCAUCCUCUCCAUCAACCUCUGCAGCUCUGAGUUCACCCAGGCCGACAGCAAGGAGAGCCAUGACUUGCAGGAUCGCUUAUCCCAGAUGAACGGGAGAUGGGAUCGCGUGUGCUCUCUGCUAGAGGACUGGAGGGGUUCGCUGCAGGAUGCGCUGAUGCAGUGCCAGGAUUUCCAUGAAAUGAGCCACGCUUUGCUUCUCAUGCUGGAAAACAUUGACAGAAGGAAAAAUGAAAUUGUCCCAAUUGAUUCAACCCUUGACCCAGAGACGCUUCAGGACCAUCACAAGCAGCUCACGCAAAUAAAGCAGGAGCUUCUGAAGUCCCAGCUCAGAGUGGCCUCACUACAGAACAUGUCUCGCCAGCUCUUGGUGAAUGCUGAGGGUUCAGAUUGUCUAGAAGCCAAAGAAAAAGUCCAUGUGAUUGGAAAUCGGCUCAAGCUUCUCCUGAAGGAGGUCAGCCGUCAUAUCAAGGAUCUGGAGAAGCUACUAGGCAUGUCAAGCAGUCAGCAGGAUUUGUCUUCAUGGUCUUCUGCAGAUGAGGUGGACACCUCGGGGUCAGUGAGUCCUACAUCAGGAAGAAGUACCCCAAACAGACAGAAAUCGCCACGAGGCAAAUGUAGUCUCUCACAGCCUGGACCCUCUGUCAGCAGCCCAAAGAGCAGGUCCACAAAAGGUGGCUCCGAUUCCUCCCUUUCUGAAACCAGGCCAGCACGGGCGGGUCGAGAUUUCUUGUUCCGGGUUCUCAGGGCAGCUCUUCCGAUUCAGCUGCUCCUACUACUCCUUAUCGGACUCACCUCCCGUGUACCCAUAUCGGAAGAAGACUACAGCUGCGCCCUCUCCAACAACUUUGCCAGAUCUUUCCAUCCCAUGCUCAGAUAUACCAACGGCCCUCCUCCCCUCUGAAGCAAGCACACGUGCAGGCAGCAAGAGGGAAGCAGGUCCAAAGCAACCCCAGGCUGUCAGAGAAGGCAUGAUCUUGGCAGAGGUCCUCAUAUGGCAGCUUCCGUUCUCCCUAACCCGUGUAUAAAAGAAGAAAGAAAAAAAAAAGCCUUUGGACAUGGACAGUAAACAACAGGAGGCAAACAAACAUGUAAUUGGUACAGUGUCAUUUGACACUCUGAGCCUUAAUACUAAAGAAAUUAGGGACAUAUAGGGUUCCCUAGACCCAUGAAGUCUGGGCCUUUGGCGUAGCCAAUGGCCCUCCCUACUGGGCCGUCUGGGCAGUUUUCCUAUGGUGCUGCUCGAUCAACCCGAAAGCCCCUCUCCCAGGCACCAUGUCAGUAUCAUACAAUCUACCAACCCACGCCUGCUGGAGGGGUUAGGACCUCCUCACCAUUUUUAGGAGCAUACGUGGCAGCUUCCUUUGUACCUUGUUUUCUUUGGGGCAUGAUGUUUUAAUGUUGCUUUAGAGGUACAAGCUGUAAAUUUGAAAGGCACUUUUUUUUUUUUUUAAAAAGGGUAUAAAGAAAAUCUGGAUGUAAUAAAUAAAAUCACAGAAAGGUUUAUGUGAAAAAAAUUGAAUGUUAUGGUAUAAAAGAGAUUUUUAUGUAUGUACAGUUUGCUACAGCCAAGUUUCUGUUUGUUGAUUUCUUUGCAUUUAUUAUAGAUAUUAUAAAGACCUU
Molecule: messenger RNA, 4067 nt
Organism: Rattus rattus (black rat)
Lineage: Eukaryota; Metazoa; Chordata; Mammalia; Rodentia; Muridae
Product: nesprin-1-like
Exons: 19
Coding region: 1-3348 (1115 amino acids)
Cellular component (GO): membrane
Molecular function (GO): protein binding
Source: RefSeq, a predicted model, not a curated record